AUGACUCUUACGUCUCACCGCCGUCAGUCAGCAUCUGUGGGAGGACCCUCUAAAGGCAUAGAUGAACACUCUCUGUGUUACCUCUACACUGUCCAGUCUAAAAGCUCUUCAGACAGAGUCUCUGAGUUCAGUGCAGUGACUCUGCUGGAUGACAGACAGAUUGACUCCUACAGCAGUACAGACGGGGUCAGGACUCCUAAACAGGACUGGAUGAAGGAGAUGAAGGAGAGUGAGUGGACAGCAGGCACUGAUAAACUGAAGUACAAUGGACAACAUUUAAACAAGAUCCUCGACAUACAGAUGAAGGCCUUCAGACACAAUGAGUCAGAUGGUCACACUCUGCAGUGGAGAGUCGGCUGUGAGGUUGAAAAGCACUCUGGUGGUUCGCUGUCAGUGUUAAACUGCACUAAUGAAUACGGCUACGAUGGACAGAACUUAAUCUCUUAUAACUGGACCUCGAGGAGAUGGUCAGCCUCAGUCAGCCAGGCUAAAGCGUUGGAGGAGGAGUGGAACGCUGGACGUGUUGAUCAGAGAUGUGAAGACUGUGAGCACUGGAUGAAGACGUAUUUAAAGUACAGCACUACUGAAACCAAACUGACUCCACCAACUGUUUAUGUGUUUGUGAAGAAAUCUGUAACUGACCUGAAGAAGCUGACCCUGACCUGCCUGGCCACAGGCUUCUACCCCAAAGACGUGGAGAUUAAACUGAGGAAGUUCACCACUUCACUGCCUCAACAUCUACUAAAAUCUUCAGGAGUCAGACCCAAUGAAGAUGGAAACUACCAGCUGAGGAAGAGUGUGGAGAUCCAGGAGAAUGAAACAGCAGAUUAUGACUGUUUUGUGACUCACAGCUCCAUCAACAAACCAGUAAUUGUAAAAUGGGAGCGUCCUCACCCCCCGAUCCAUCUGUUCUUGGCUAUUGGAGGUGUGAUUGUGCUGGCUGUGCUGGUUGGAGUCGUCAUCUUCUUCCUGAAAAAGAAGCAGAAAGCUGCUGGUGCUUCUGUCUCUGUUUCUGACUCAGGAAGGAGAAUCAGUGGAUCAAACAGGAGCAGCACUGGCAACGUUAAUGGUUCCAGAAGUUGUGGGUCACCAUGUGGUAAUGUGGAGAACGUUGGUGAAACCAUGUCGAUGCUGCAGAGAACCUCCAGUGAUCCUGAUAGAAGGACAAAUGAUCCACUUCCAGACUAACAGCAGACACUGCUAACCUCUACACGUUAAACAGAGGAUCGCUGGACCUGCUUCAGGAGGCUGAACAGCACAGUGAGGAGUUGGAGGCCUGUCUUUUGAUGCCCUCACCUUCUUCCUGUGUUUUCCCUCACUCCAUCCCUCUCUCUCCUCCCGUCCCUGGUCCUCGACUGCAGGGAGCUCCUCCCCCCCAGGCCCCUGCUCAGGUCCAGUGUCAGCCCUUCCUCCUUUCCUCCUUUCCUCCUUUCCUCUUUUCCUCCCCCCUCAUGCUCCCACUCUCUCAUGAGCCCAGUGGCCGAAUCAUGAGUGCAGAUGAGGGCAGCAGAGAGGAGCAGAUGUCCAGCACCCGAACACCAAGCACCAAUGAGAGCCAGAGUGCUGGAAUGAAUGGUGAUGCAUCUAAGAAUCAAUUGUUGUUGGUAAUUAAAUAAGUUACUUACAGAAGAUCAUAACACUACACGACACCUACAAAAGGUAAUCAUGACAGCUGACAAAGAUCUACAUAAACAUUUAUGUCAGCUGUCAUGAGGCCUUAUGAACUCUGCUCCUCAAUAAAGUAUUAGCAAAUCAUCAUCAUCCUCAUCCCUUAAUCUGAGGUUAGAUUGACUGAAACUGAUGAAGUGCUCAGAUUAAAGUGAGCUGAAGUUCUCAUCACUUUAACCAUCACUAUAAUAAUUCUAUAUUAUAAUAAUCACUGUAACUUUGCAUCAACAUUACUGUCAGCUACACAGCAGAGGGGCCCGAUACGUCGAUCACACAGUGCAUGUUGGUAGAUCUAUCAAAUUUCAGCACUUUCUUACUGCUUCUGGAGACGGCAGGUCAACGUGACUGAGGUGAAAUGUGACCACUGUCUCUUUAUUGUGCUGCUUGUUACCAUAGCUACACCACAGCCCACCUAAAGCACUGCUGUGAGUUUGUUUCUCUAGCAGUCUAGAACGUUUUUAUUUAAUGAUAGUCAGUUCGUGUAGCACCAUUUAGAUUUUUAAGCCGUUUGCCCUGAAACUCUGAAUAUCAAUACAGGCCACUGAAGUCCAUUAAAAGUUUCAAAGCUCUUAAAGAGGACGAGGCCAGCCUGAUCUCUUUUUUUUUUCUUUUUUUUCAGUGAUUUUACUCACAUGAGUGGAUAAUUAGCAUUAGUCAUGUUGAUUUAAUCCACUGUAACAUGUUCACAUGUAUGUAUCGCGUGUUUAUUGUAUUCAUUAAUAUGAAAAUGUGGCCUGAAAACUACAAACAUUGAGGAGACUCACUGGUGCAGACCUACAGCACCAUCUGCUGGACAAACAUUCAGCUGAGCUGCUUUAACUGAGCUGUAGGUUUAUCAGAUUAAAGCUAUUUACUUUAACAAAACGUGUUUCUACA
Colossoma macropomum (tambaqui) is the source of this 2544-nucleotide messenger RNA. RefSeq names its product H-2 class I histocompatibility antigen, alpha chain-like. Gene Ontology annotation, biological process: immune response. The record is from RefSeq and is a predicted model, not a curated record. The transcript is spliced from 9 exons. Bases 1 to 1188 code for a protein of 395 amino acids. Gene Ontology annotation, cellular component: external side of plasma membrane. Lineage: Eukaryota; Metazoa; Chordata; Actinopteri; Characiformes; Serrasalmidae.